UACUUCAAAGCUUUGACGUUUGGAAAACACAUAUUAUCGUGACAAUAUCGCCACGAGAUACAAUCAUUACAAGAAAUGACUUAUUUCUGAACUCGAUACAUUUUUUUUCGACAGGUUGUUCUUGGUAUUGGUAUUCCACUCAAGCUGGGAAUCAAGCAAUCGAUGUCAAUCGGGUGGAAUUUUCAGAUGCAAUAUGACGUACCAACUAAUAUCACAAUGUUGCAACAAUAUCCACCAUUUUAUGACAGGAAAUUCCGAGAAAAACGGACAACAGAAGAAACGGACAGAUCAUUGUUCUAUAAAGCAUUUGAAGACGUACUGAAUGGUGCAGGAAUAGAUGGUAGAGACUGCAUUUUACGAAGCAUCUGCGAGAAUGCUGCUGAGAGCUUGCAUCAUGAAGCGAAUGGUCUAUAUGGCCUUAUAUUCCACAUUGUUUUCACCCCAAACUAUGGCAAUGAAGCAGGAGACUCGAACAUGGAUCCCAGUUAUAUGGAAGCUCAAAGAGCUGGAGAAUAUGGUGUGGAAUGUCAUACACUAUAUUCGAAAUGUACAUUAGAUGAUGGGCUCAUAGGGCUCUUCUCAAUUUUGGACUAUGAACUUGGUUGA
Messenger RNA from Phaedon cochleariae (mustard beetle), 606 nucleotides. The record is from the annotation of a GenBank genome assembly. Lineage: Eukaryota; Metazoa; Arthropoda; Insecta; Coleoptera; Chrysomelidae.